UUUGUUUUGUUUAUCUUUGCUUGCUAAAACUCAUGAGGAGCUGUGUUAAGUUUCUACAGUUGUAGUGAUCAUGAGCUCUCUCUUUCUCUUUUCUUUUUCUCCAAUUCUUCGAUAAAGUAAUCUCGUUUUAUUGUGUGUUUGUUGUUAAUGUUGUUUGGAAUAUUGGAACAACAAGUUAUUCGCUUUUAUGAAAACAUAAAUGUAUUCAAAUUUUGUCUACAGCUGGAAGUUUCUUUUGUUAAGGCUCAUCUUCCAGUUCGUAUUUUGGAGGAGAAAGAGAGCCCUUCUUUUGCAUUUUGCUGAAAUUUGGUUGAACAUCUUGACUCCAGACUGUGAUGAUCUCGUUAUUUUUUAGUUAGUUCUUGAGUGAGAGAGUAAUUUUUGUAGGUUGCUCCUUUGCUUGGUUCGUUGAGGUUAUUUAUUGUAGGUUGAGCAGAAAGGUUUUUGUUUCUUGCCCCCAAAUUGAUUGUUUCUUCAUUAUCUUUGAGGUUUUGAAACUACCAUUUCAGCUUUCUGCGGAUCCAUUCUUUACCCGUUGAUAUGUGAUUGAGUAGAUGGUUUGAACCAAGGAUAUAAGCUACUAAAACUGUAAAGAUUGCUUCUUUUGUUUGCUCUUUAUACUAAACUUUCUCGGCAUGUAUUCUUCUCGAAAAUAUAUGCUUGCUUUUUUCUACGAAUGGAAGGAAGUUAUUUUAUUUAUGUACCAUUUCCGUUUUAUUCACUUUCAAGCGGUCUUCUCUGACGAGUUUUGCGGUGGCUGAAAUUUGAUGUAUGAUUUGUGUCCGAUGUUAUCUAUUUCCCUUUUUGAUGUUUGAGUCUGAAACAGAUAUAAAGUAUAUAUCUUAAUGUAGUUCGGUGCUAGUUUCGUUAGCUGUCUGUUGUUUGGCAGUGGUAGUUUUCAUUUUGCCUUCUUUUGGGAACCUUCUUUUUACUUGCUUACUUUGCACCCAUCCACGUGUUCUAUACAUCGUCGGUGGGGGUGGUUUUAUAAAGUAAAUGUCACUUGUUUACUUGUUGAUUUAAGUAACGUGGAUCGAUCCAACAUCCUAGAACUUUAUUAGCUAGUUUCUAGGCAUUUACAAUACAUCUGAGGCUUCCUCUUCUCUCCACUCUCUGUUCACAGUUUCUUGAGCAUCAGAGGAUCUGUUCACUUGAUAACUAAGUAAGCUGAUCCUUGUUUGAUAAUAAGGAUAUUGGUUUUUGUAGAUGAUUCAAUGAGAAUAAAUCUCUGUGGGCAUUCCAAAUCUCACAAAAAAGUAAAUAAAUUUUGAAGCUUUUUCAGUAGAUUUCUUUCUUAAUAGUAUGUGGAUGGAGUGCAGUUAAAUGUGUGAAAUGUUUUAGGUCUCAAAAGGACUUCUGUAGGUUCCCUAGUGGCAUCUCUUCUUGCCGUAUUUGACUUUUUAACUUAUUCUAAUUUUCCGUUAAGUCUUUCAUUAUUGGUCGCCGUUACUGAGAUGCAAUGAGUUAAACGUACUAUUUGAAAAUUAAUGUUUCGUGACUAAACUAGAAAUUAAGUCAGUAACCUUAGGGAAAUAGAAAGAUGAACUCAUUUGACUUCUUUUCUUUAUAUUGUUUGACCUUCUUAGCAGCAAGGGGGGAAAAGGACUGAAGAUUAAUUUUAUGAGUGAUGCAUGUAAUUUAUCAGUCCAACAAAUAAUAUUGUGUUCAUGAGCAUGAGCGUCUUGUUUCCAAUUGGUGGUUUCGGUUGAGUUUCCUUCUGGACCAUAUUAUUCCUGUAUAUCUGUUUCAUGAGAGUCAUUCUUUAAUUUCCCUUUCAGUUACUGGCACUCUUGUGAUGGUUUAUGUUUCUAUGUCGGCAACCCAGCUGAUCUUUGUUUAUUUUUGUUGCUGUGUUCGUGAAGGCCUUGGCUUGGAUGCACAUAUGAGCAUAUUUUGUUUCUGAGUCUGCAUAAGCAUCUGACGGCUACUGGACGUUGAGGAAAUGUCUUCUGAAGAUGGAAGAAAGAUCUUAACUCUAGUUCAAAAUCGCAUAGAAAGUUGUCUCCGCAUGUAUAUGAACCAGAAAGAAGUAGUAAACACUCUUUACAUUCAGGAUAACAUUGAGCCUCAUGUCACAGAACUUGUCUGGCAAAAGCUGGAAGAAGAAAAUCCAGAUUUUUUCAGAGCGUAUUAUCUUAGGCUGACAGUGAAAGAGCAAAUAAUGGAAUUCAACAAGUUGCUUUCGGAACAGGUACAGUUGAUGCGCCAACUAGGACCGGCGGGGAUUUCCUCGAUAUCCAUGUCAAAUGGAGCUCCUGUACCAUUGAUGCAUCAGAAUAUGGCUGCCUGUCAAGCUGAAGAAAGGCCUGGCGGCUCUACAUUAAAGGCAGAGAUUAUGCAACAACAGCACUCAAUGUCCGCCAACUUACACAACGUGUUUAGUAAUAAUCGUGGGUCAGCAUCAAUGAUGCAGUCAUGUGUCCAGGUUCAACCUCCUGCUCCGGAUAUGUCUUCUUCCCUUGGCCGAAGAAUGGAUAUUUCGGCUAAUAACAUGUUGUUGGCUCACCAGAGCUCAAAUAGGGGGGUUUUAUCAUCUCCCUUGAUAGAUGGGGCCGGAAUGAUUAAAUCUGAACCAGGCUAUGCUGCUGGGAGUAGUUCCCCUUUUGAGUUUGGUGCUGCACAUAAUAAUCAUCAUCUUGUGGAAUCUCGUUCUGCAUUGUGUGACGCCUCUGUAUCAUCUUACAGUAGUGGAGCGGAGUCCAAUUCACAACCAUUCAAUGAAGCUAGUGCUUUACUGGAUGCUGAUAAUCCUUCAUUUGGUUUGUUGGAGCAAAUUUCUCCACAUUUCAAUUUCACCCUCUCUGACUUCCCCACUGGUUUGUUUCUUUCUUUCAAGCUGUCUCUCCCUUUCUCUCAAUAUCCCGGCAGAUACAUAUAUCAACGUAGCACCUGUGACUUAUUCUUUUUUUUUUUCAGGGAUUUUGGACGAUUUUUCUAGGCCUCUUUUAAUGCCAACGGAUUCAGAUAACUUUGUCGAACACCAUGGUAAGGAAAAGCUUAGCAAAAGGGCAAAUUGUUUAUGUAGUGUUUAUUCUUCGUUUGUUAUGAAUCAGCACUGAUAAGAACAAUUAGGCGUCGAUAACUUGGCUUGCAUUAUGUACUUUUUGGAAAUGGUGUGGUUUUUGUUAGGCAGUUUCUAUAUACUUCAGAAGAGGAUUUGUACAGGUUAAUAAUAAAAGAAAUUUUACGGUACACAAAGAGAGUAACUUUCGGUACUUUCUCAUCAUUUCUGUUGCUGAUCGUUUUGCUUGUGUAUUUUCAACUCGUCCCUUUAGGAGACAUUGGAAAGUUUAAUGCUGCACCAGAAGGCUUCAGAUAUGAAGAUCUUGGCCGUGACUAGUUAAUGAGGCACAACAAACUUUUAAGUGCUAUGAGCUGCUUCACGCACCCGUGUCCAUUACAUUGAUGAGAAACGUGUGUCUUUGGAGUAGCGUUCAUCUUUCCAAGAAGGGUCCUUGGCUCUCCAUAUUUCAGUUGCUGAUGCUCUCUAAUUAGGGCUACUUUUUAUUACUUUUUUUGGUCUCAUUUCCUUUUUUCUGAAGUUGAUAGCUGCAAAUUCAUCUAGGUGAAAGUGUUUGUACAUAAAGGAUUCCUUUCUGGCUUUGUGAAGCUAAAUAGUUUGAAGAAGAUAGAUUAUGUAGUGCUAAUUUUUCAUUUAGCAGUUUUAUAGAAUAAGUUGUUAAAAUAAUUAGCAUCUCCAGAGGAUAUUGUUUUUUCUUUUGAAGGUUAUUC
Molecule: messenger RNA, 3732 nt
Organism: Oldenlandia corymbosa var. corymbosa
Lineage: Eukaryota; Viridiplantae; Streptophyta; Magnoliopsida; Gentianales; Rubiaceae
Source: the annotation of a GenBank genome assembly